Messenger RNA from Quercus lobata, 3546 nucleotides. RefSeq lists its product as uncharacterized. The record is from RefSeq and is a predicted model, not a curated record. The coding region runs from base 1 to 3546 and encodes 1181 amino acids. Gene Ontology annotation, molecular function: nucleic acid binding; RNA-DNA hybrid ribonuclease activity. Lineage: Eukaryota; Viridiplantae; Streptophyta; Magnoliopsida; Fagales; Fagaceae. The transcript is spliced from 5 exons.
AUGGAUGAUGAUCUAUCUGAGAAUCACCGUAAGUGUGUUGAUCCUUCUGUGGAUGGGUAUGAUUUUACUAUGGGGGGAAUGGCUAUCGGAACUGUGGAGGCUAAAGGAGGUUCGACACCUGGUGUGGUCAGCCAUACCGAAAAUUUAUGCGAUGCCGAGGGUAGCCUUGAAGCGGCUAGAAUGGAUAUUGAGGGUGGAGGUACGCGGAAAACCGCGUUUAGAAGUCAUGUUAGAGAAUUAGUUCGCAUCCAUGAUCCAGCUAUUUUAAUAGUGAUGGAGACUCGUGUUGGUGGAGAUAGGGCGAAGGCGAUUACAGAUGAUUUGCCGUUUGAUGGAGCUGUCCACACCGAUACCAUGGGCUAUGCGGGUGGGUUAUGGCUGCUGUGGAAUGGAGAUAGAGUGGAGAUCAACCAAUUAGCAAUUACUAAACAAGAAAUUCAUGUGGCUGUUAAGGCCUGGAGUCAUAGCUCGAGUCUAGCUCAGGCUAUUGAGCUUUUCACUAAUGAGGCUAUCAGGUGGAAUAAGGAGCAUUUCGGUAAUAUCUUCUUUAGGAAAAAGACAAUUAUGGCAAGGUUAAAUGGUAUUCAGAGAGCUAUGUCAGUUAAUCCUUCAGCUUUUCUCCUUAACCUUGAAAAUGAACUUCUAAAGGAUCUUGAUGUUGUGUUGAACCAGGAAGAGGAGCUGUGGGCUUUAAAAUCGAGAGUUAAUUGGAUGAUUCAAGGGGAUAGGAAUACGGCUUUCUAUCAUGUGUCUACCUUGGUGAGAAGGAAGAGGAAUAAGAUUUUGGCUAUCAAAAACACAGUGGGUGAGUGGUUAUAUAAGGAGGAGGAGGUCAAAGAUUUUGUGAUGAAUGGGUAUAGGGAUAUAUAUACUACUUCUUUCUGGUGUGAUUCCUUUCUUCAUCCUCGAAUUACUUCCUGGCAGGCUAGGCUGUCGGAGGAGGAAAAAUGUAGUAUUAGUGGGGAGCUGUCAGAGGAGGAUAUAAAAGCCGCAUUAUGGUCUUUGAAAGCUUUUAAGGCUCCCGGCUCGGAUGGGCUGCAUGCUGGGUUUUUCCAAAAGUUCUGGCUCACUGUGGGCAGCUCAGUUAUUUCUGAAGUUAAAAAAGUUUUUGCUGAGAGGAGAGUCCCGGAGUACCUCAACACAACUCUUAUCGCUCUUAUUCCAAAGAUCCAAGGUUCGGAGACGCUCAGUAAUUAUAGACCUAUCAGCUUGUGUAAUACAGUGUAUAAAAUAGUGUCGAAGAUUAUUGUCGCUAGAUUGAGACCGUAUCUGGACAAGCUUAUCUCUCCUUGUCAAUCAGCCUUCGUGCCGGGUAGAAAAGGUAUUGAUAAUGCUAUUAUAGCACAGGAGGUUAUCCAUUCCCUUAGCAAAAAGAAGGGGAAAGUGGGUUACAUGGCUUUGAAGAUUGAUCUUGAGAAGGCGUGUGAUAAAUUGGAGUGGAGUUUCAUCCGAGAUAUGCUUAUUAGGAUCAAUUUGCCUACUGAUCUGAUUGAAACCAUUAUGAGUUGUGUAACGACGGUCUCCACGUCAAUUGUUUUUAAUGGGGAAGCUCUGGAUCCAAUUUUUCCGUCAAGAGGGUUAAGGCAAGGGGACCCUCUUUCUCCCUACCUCUUCAUCCUUUGCAUUGAUUUCCUUGGUCAACUUAUUGAGGAAAAAUGUAGUGCUAAUCUUUGGAAGCCGAUUAAGGUCUCCCAAAGCGAGCCUUCAGUUUCCCAUUUGAUGUUCGCGGAUGAUUUGGUUCUCUUUGCCAAAGCAUAUAAUAUUAAUUGCUGUGCCAUUAGAGAUGUGUUGGAUGAGUUUUGCAAAAUGUCAGGGCAAAUAGUUAGUGAAUCUAAGUCGAGGGUGUUCUUCUCUCCCAAUGUUGAUAUGGAUGAUAGGGAAGCCUUUUGUGAUAUCCUUGGUUUUUCCUCCACGCCAUGCUUAGGAAAAUACUUGGGUAUUCCCAUUAGGCAGCCGGGUAGGUUUUCUCGUGAGUACAACUUCAUUCUUGAUAGAGUGAAACAGAAGUUAGCGCGUUGGAAAGCAAAUUUGCUCUCUCUAGUGGGGCGUGCGGUUCUCAUCCAAGCUUCCUUAGCAGCUAUUCCCUCCUAUGUAAUGCAGUGUGCUUCUCUUCCGGGUAGAGUGUUGGAUGGUAUAGAUCGGGUCAACCGUAAUUUUUUGUGGGGUACUACGGAAAAUCAGAGGAAGAUGCACUGGGUUGGGUGGCAAAAAGUGACUAAGACGAAGGAGGAAGGAGGUUUGGGCCUUCAAACGGCUAAAGGAAGAAACACUGCUCUCCUGGCCAAAUUGAACUGGAGAUUUCACUCUGAGAAGGAUUCCCUUUGGGCCAAGGUUUUAAAGCAGAAAUAUUGCUCUGGGAGGAGAGCUAAUGUUAUAAAUGCAGAUCGGCUUCCGUGUUCUCAGGGGCCUUUGACUCGUGAAGCUGAUCAAUUAAUGGUGAAGGAUGUGUUGACUGAUAUGGGUUGGGAUUGGAGUUGUAUUCCUUUUGUUCUGCCUACAGAUGUUAAAGAUUUGAUUCUAGCCAUGCCGGUGCCGCUCACUAAUAGAGGGGCUGAUAGAUUAGUUUGGGCAGGCAGUGCUAGAGGCGGGUUUGAUGUCAAAAGUGCGUACAUGCUGGCUGUAGAUUCAAACAAAAUUCCCCCCUUGCCGGUGGGGUGGAUCUGGAAAAUUAAUACGCUCCCUAGGAUUAAAACUUUUAUUUGGAGAUGUGUCCAUGAUAGUAUUGGGGUGAAGGGCUACCUGGUUAGGAGGGGAGUUGGGACGGAUGAUUUAUGCCCAAUUUGCCGAGAAGAAAAGGAAACGGUGUUACAUGCUCUUCAUGAUUGUCCCUGGCCUAGGACGCUUUGGUUGCAGCUGGGAGUUAGGAAUAUGAACCAAGACUUUUGGAGGAGCGAGCCUCAAGAAUGGUUUGGUUCGGAUGGGAGUUUAGGCAGUAGGACCAUGCACAGUAAAUCCCAGUGGAGCAUGUUAUUCUCCUUUGCCAUUUGGAUGUUAUGGAAAAGUAGGAACCAGGUGGUCUUUAUGGGUAAAGCUCAGAAUCCAAAUCUUUUGGCUGAAAUUGAGAAUCAUGUAACUGAAUUCAUGUAUUGUGUUAGCUCUCCGAGGUGUCCCGUGCCUAGAGUAGUUGUUGUGUGUCGUUGGGAGAAGCCGCCAGUGGGCUGGAUGAAGCUAAAUUCUGAUGGGUGCGCUAUUGGUAGUCCGGGUCUUGCUGGCUGUGGUGGUGUAGUCAAUUUGGACAUUCCUGCUCUUAUAGUCGAAAUGGAUGCCAAAUCCAUAGUGGAUAUUUUCUGUAGAAAUGGCUAUGUUAAUGAAGUGAUUUCUCCUAUCUUGGAUGACUGCAGAAUGCUUAUCAACAAUUUCCAGCAAAUUCAAGUCAAUCAUGUGUUCCGGCAAUCGAAUUGUUGUGCGGAUGCUCUUGCUAGAAUAGGGGCUGACCAAGCCUUAGAUUUUAGAUCCUUUGAAAGUCCGCCUGUGGACGUUUCUGACCUUGUUGAGCAAGAUAAAUCUGGGUUGUAUUUCAACAAGCGUUGCCCUGUUCCUGGUUAG